Molecule: messenger RNA, 2217 nt
Organism: Menidia menidia (Atlantic silverside)
Lineage: Eukaryota; Metazoa; Chordata; Actinopteri; Atheriniformes; Atherinopsidae
Source: the annotation of a GenBank genome assembly
UUAUUUUUCUGUCGGAAAAAAAACCAUUCGAAAUGUGUCACAUCAGUUUCAAAUAUAGAAUUUGUUUUAAACGUAUACUCCUAUUUUUUUAAGAAACGAGGUGUUCUGUGGUUUUGCCACAUCCCACUGCGCUGGAAACGACGCGCCCUUUUUGCGUUUUUGAAACUUUGGGACAGCGGUGCGUUUUUACGCACGACGACGCGAUGAGUGUUAGGUGUUCCAGUAUUGACCUUCUAGCAUCGAUCUUCUUCUGUCUGCUUUUAAAUUGUGGGAACAACGCCUCGGCAUUCGAGGUGACCCUGCUUCACACCAACGACGUCCAUGCACGUAUUGAAGAGACCAGCAAGGAUUCAGGGAAGUGUCCAGUCGGGGGUCCGUGUUUCGGCGGUGUUGCCCGGAGAUUUACUAAAGUGUCGGAGAUACGCAAAAAGGACAAAAAUGUCUUGUUUCUGGAUGCUGGAGAUCAGUUUCAGGGAACUGUCUGGUUCAACUUCUACAAAGGGGCAGAAGCGGCAUACUUUAUGAACAAACUUGGUUAUGAUGUGAUGGCUUUUGGAAACCACGAGUUUGACAAUGGAGUGCAAGGUUUGAUCCAGCCCUUCCUUCAGAGCGUAAAUUGCUCCAUUGUCAGUGCCAACAUCAAACCUGACCGAACGCUGGCAGAGCAACUCUUAGGCUACUAUCAGCCCUACACCAUCAUCAGUGUAGGUCCUGAGAAAAUUGCAGUGAUUGGCUACACCACUGCCGAAACCCCCUUCUUGUCUGUCCCAGGUCCUCAUCUGAAGUUUUUGGAUGAGGUGGAAGCGCUUCAAUUGCAAGUAAACAAGCUGGAGACUCUAGGCGUUAAUAAGAUCAUUGCCCUGGGACACUCUGGUUUUGAAGUGGAUCGAGACAUCGCCAAGCGCGUGAGAGGUGUUGAUGUUGUGAUUGGAGGACAUACCAACACAUUCCUCUACACUGGAACACCUCCAUCCACUGAGAUUCCCGCAGGUCUAUAUCCUACUAUGGUGCUGUCUGACGAUGGAAAAAAAGUGCCAGUGGUUCAGGCAUAUGCCUUUGGGAAAUAUCUUGGAUACCUAAAAAUCACCUUUGAUGAGGCUGGGAAUGUUGUAAAUGCUGUUGGAAACCCCAUUUUAUUGGACAAUAGCAUACCUCAAGACCAAGGGAUUCUUGCUGACGUUGAGAAGUGGAAGAGAAACCUGACUCAUUACUCAUCACAAUAUGUCGGGCAGACUUUAGUCUACCUCAACGGAACUUUUGAAGAGUGCCGAUUUAGGGAGUGCAACCUUGGAAACCUGAUCUGUGAUGCUAUGAUAUAUCACAACAUAAAGUAUCCGGACGAGCUGCAGUGGAAUCAUGUGGGCAUGUGUAUGCUGAAUAGUGGGGCUAUACGAACUGCAAUAGAUGAACGCUACAAAAAUGGUACCAUCACAAUGGAGGAGAUCCUCACUGUCCUACCAUUUGGAGGAACCUUUGACUUGGUACAGAUGAAAGGAUCAACUGUGAAAAAAGCUUUUGAGCACUCUGUCCAUAGAUAUGGAAGUAUGUCUGGAGAGUUUCUUCAAGUCUCGGGUAUUCAUGUAGAGUACGACCUCUCCAAGCCAGCAAAUCAGCGUGUCAUUUCGAUCUCGAUGCUCUGCACUGAGUGUCGAGUGCCCAAAUACGAACCCCUGGACCUGCAGAGGACGUACACUGUGGUCAUGCCUUCGUACAUGGUGGAUGGAGGUGAUGGCUUUAAAAUGAUCAAGGAGGAGCUACUGAAGCAUAACACAGGUGAUAUGGACAUCUCUGUCUUUUCCAACUAUAUCUUGGAGAGGAAGCGUGUGUACCCGGCUGUGGAAGGCCGAAUCAGAUUCAGGAGCUCAGCUGUCUUUCUAACCUGCGGCCUCAACUUGCUGCUAGUGAGUCUCUGGAUCUCACUGAUCCUAUGAAUUGCUUUUUUCCACAGGGAUAUUAUUACAAACGGAAAGGUUUAAAAUUUUCUUCAGGAGAUAGGUCACUGCCUUUCUUAUUUACCAUUUCUAAGGAAUGCUUGAAGACAAACCAACUGAGAAGUUAGCCUCUUGGUAAAAAAAAAAGUUGAGGUAUAUUUCAUUAUGUUUAUGCAUUUAGCAGAUUCUUUUAUCCAAAGCGACUUACAAAGUAGGGGCGCUCUGAGAGUUUAACUGGGGACCUCUUUAUCUGCAGUUAAAUAUUGUACCACUGAGCUAUCCCCUC